Messenger RNA from Encephalitozoon intestinalis ATCC 50506, 1167 nucleotides. RefSeq lists its product as uncharacterized. The record is from RefSeq and is a predicted model, not a curated record. The coding region runs from base 1 to 1167 and encodes 388 amino acids. Lineage: Eukaryota; Fungi; Microsporidia; Unikaryonidae. The transcript has a single exon.
AUGGCAGGCGAGAGGGCCGAAUACGGCGGGAUUGCCGGUGGACAAGAAUUAAUUUAUCAUUUCCAAGAAGACAGCGAUGAUCUUGGGGUUGAGAAGGAGUAUGAGGAGAACGAGCCCAACUCUCUUAGGCUCCGAAAUUUUGUAGAGGACGAGCUGUAUCAGUCUGACGGACAAAUGCAGUAUAGAGGGGAGGACGAAAUGAGGCUUCGGUAUGGGCGCAAGAAGAAGGAGAAGAGAAAGAAGAAGAAGAAUGAUGAAAACAAAAGGCCAUCGAAUAGGAAGAUAGUGAAUCUUCCUGCGUCUCCUCCUUAUGUACGGUUUGUAGACGGAGAGGAAAGACUAUGCUUCAAGUAUGUAACGAAGGUCAGCGAGUCGGCACGUGAUGCGAUGCCCAAGACAGAUCUGGAGGAUAAUGAGUUCUGUGUAAGAUUUGAUCUUGACAGCGUGGACAUCAGCAAAUUGAACGAAAAGUUCAAAGCAGACAACUGUGUGUAUCCCAGGGCAAAUCUCCCCUAUGAGAUGUAUACUGGAAACAGAUGGGGAUUUGAGACGGAAUGCAACCGACUGGCAUGGCAGUUUGUUUCGUUGAAUCCUGUUCUUCUGUAUGGAAAGAAGGGACUUAUCCAGAGAGCCGUCGACUCUUACAGAACAAUCAACAAGCAGAGCAGAAAUAAGAGGAUUGUCAAGGAAGAUCGGUUUCCUAGCGACAUUGAGAAGAGGAAGCAUGUUUCUGGAGCACCCUCGACGAUCACGAUUCAAUGGACCAACAGAGGGAUUUUGAAAAAAUGUAAAAUCCAAGUUAACAUCGAAAACAUAAACUAUGGGAAGAUCGACGAUGAAUUCAAGUCGAGGUUUUCUGUAUUUAUGGACGAUUUUGAUGACAAGUCGUUUGGGAAGAGCAAGUGGGAAAGCCACAACGUAGAUAACGAGCUUGCAGUAAAGAUAGCUUUUCUCAAUGUUGAGAACACGUCGUUUUGGAAUGCCAUCAAGGCGCUUGAUAAGACAACUGUGCUCAAGAAGGCAAUUGAAGCAUAUAAACAAAAGAGAGAUGAGUAUGCAAGCUCCGAUGAUGACACCGAGAUGUCUGAUGUUAUUGCAAGCGCGCUUGGGAGCAGUCUGGGAAACUCAAAGAGCUGUAAUGUUGAGAAUUUUUAUUUUGAUAAUUAG